CAAUACCGAGGCUGUGUCAGGUAACCGAGCCAAGUUAUUCGACUAGUUGUGACGAUGAGCGGUGACGCCGCCAUGAUCGCCGAGGUGGAAGGCGCGCUGCGCCGCCUACUGGACCCCACGACGCCCCCAGGCGACAAGCAGCAGCUGGAGGAGCAGCUCACGCGCUUCAAGGAGACGCCCGCGGCCUGCUUGCCCGUGCUCUUCCAGCUUCUAUCCACCUCCCAGAACGAAUACGCGCUCUGGUUCGCCGCCACGACGCUGGAGGAAUAUGUAGCGAAGAAAUGGGUCCACUUCCCGGCCUCAGAGCAACUGCGUAUCCGUCAGUUCGUAUGGGACUAUCUCUUGGCGUCUUCUAGCUCCUCUGGAGGCGCCCAGAUCGCCUUCGUGCGGCGGAAGAUGAGGAAAGUACUAGCAGAUAUCGCCAAGAUCCAGUGGCGUAGCGCGGAACAGGGAGACGCCACAUGGCCGGACUUUAUGAGCCAAAUAGAGGCUUUAAUCGUCGAGGAGAGGACCAGAGAGAGCGGUCUGGAGCUGCUCAGUGUCGUCGUGGAAGAGUUUGGACGCGAUGACGCCACGGUGAUGGCUACAAUUAAGAAACAAGCCAAAGCCAGAUUAAUAGCUCAGUUGCCGAGUGUAUUGGUGCUGUUAGCGAACACUUUGAAAGGAUGUAGCCAUCUCCUACAGGUCGGAGAAGCUCAAGUGGUUGUGGACCAGGAUCGAGUGGCAAAUGUGGCGUUGACCACGUUGAAUAAUUUGAUCACGUGGGCUCCAGUGGCUGAGCAGGUGAACGACGCGUGGAUUAAUCUGCUGUUCGAGCUGGCCAGGAACUGGGAGAGCGUGUUUGCCAGGGGGUUUACGUCCCACAUGUGUGUGUCGAGUACGACGGCGCUGCAGUGUCUGGCCGAGCUGAUGAGCAAGAGAUUUGCACCUGCAAGAGUGGAUGAAAUAGUGGGCCACGUGAUGUUUGGGCUGUGUCCGUUGCUACAGAAGACGGUGGAGGAUCAAUUGAUUGGCCGAGCGACGGAGCAGUAUCUGGACAAGUUGAGUGUGUUCGUAGAACUGUUUCUAACCCAACACUUGAAGAGACUGGAGAACCCAAAGUAUGGAGAUAUCCUACCGACUUUUCUGCAGUCGGUGCACGCUUUUACGACGAAACAGCCUCAUAUUGAAGGGUUUUUGAACUGUUUGAGAGUGUGGGAGGUGUUUGUGUCGUAUAUUGAGGAGAUUGAGCAGAAUGAAGGGGCGGCGAAUGAACGAGUGAGAGCAGUAUUGACGGCAUACGAGAAGGGGCUUGUUGCUGUGAUGCUGCAUCUUGUGGAGCGUGUGAGGUACGAGUCGAAUCGUAGCCAACUGGACGAGUUGGAUGACGGUGAUGACGCUGGAACCCAGGGAGAUCACGAGGAUGCAGACAAUAGCGCUGCCUUUGACUUAGAGGGUACAGGUGGCGCUUAUGGCCAAGGCUCCCUACAGGACUUGGCGCAGAUUAGAACGGAUGUUGCAAGCGGGAAUGCCUCUGGUGGUUCGGCUACGAUGGUCGAGCUCUCUGAGAGGAAGCAGUUUGUUGUGGACUGUAUUGCACUGAUUCGUCGUAUCGCGGCGCUGCCUUCUUGUGCGCCUCCUCUGCUGGAGAUAAUGCUGCCUAGAGUGCAGAAUACUGUUGAGAAGGUGUUGUUCCACAUCCACGAGAUGCCCGUGAUCGCGCAGCAGUCGGAGCAGUGGGAACAGCAACGCUGUGUGAUUCGUGACUUGACCGUCAACUGUGCGAUCCUCUCCGGUGUGUGCGCUAACUACUACAGCAUCAGCGACGAGAUGAAUCAACAAAUGGCUGGCUGGCAGAUCUUGCACUUGUUUAUCAAAAUGUCGGAGUAUAUGGUGCAGCACAGACUGCACACUCGCGGUGACGCCUUUGCCGAGUUGCAGUGCGAAGCGCUCACGAGCAUCAGGUUCUGUUUGAGCUGCAUUCCAUUCGUCAUCAAAAGCGGCGCUAGACAAGACGUGCUGAAUGCCUCGGAGAGUGUGCUUCAGGUGCUUCUCCAUACACUGGACACGAGUAUUGUGCCGUCUCCACUUGCUGUGAUGCAGAACUCGAUGCAGCUGCUCGCGAACCUCGGCUUUGUGUUAUCGUACGAAGACAUGGUGCAGAUCCCAUCCAUGAGCCAGCUCGAGGCCCACAUUCACCAGUUCAGUCUGCAUCUACCGCUAGCGAUCCAAGGAGACCUCUAUACUUCGAUGUCCAACUCCAUUCUCAACUCUGCGAUCUCAUUACGAGGCAGCAGUGGCGUCUCAAAUGGGCCCCAGCCAUGGGAGACCGCCUAUGGCUCGUUGCUGGUUCCUAUUCGCGAAUCUAUCGAUCAAUCCGCUGUGACGUUGCAUCAAAACGAGCAGCGCGUUCUGGAGCACGCUAUGGUUGCUCAACUGAGACGAGACUGCUACUUGGUGCGUUGUCUCGCUCGAUCUGUCGAGACAAAGCCCAAGGUGGCCAAAGACGCGUUCUUCUCUGUGUUCCAGAGUUCGUUCCCGUCGCUAAUGGCUCUGCUGACGACGUACUUCACUACUAUCCGGAAGAUGGCGGCGUCGAAUACUCCGCAGUCCAAGAACCAGAUCAAAAGUGCGCUCAAAGUGGUCAACGAGAUUGUACGACUGUACGCGCAGCUACUCAAAUCUAUCCGAAAGGAGAUGCAGAAGGAGACGGUGUCCGAGAUCAUGCGCACGUUCGUGGAGAUCUUUAACGACUCGCAGCUUUCAGGAGUAUUAUACAACCAAGGAAAUGCUGGCCUGAUGGUUCUCUGCGGCUUUUUACAGCUCCUGAAGAUCGUCGUCGAAGAACCGACUUCCGUCUUCUCCUCAUUCUUGCAGAAUAUCCUUGAUCUGUGCUUUGGGCCGCUUAAAGAGGUUAUCUUUUCUCACCCAGAAAGCGACUCGGUCAUCUUGGGUUAUUUUGUGGCUUUGGUGGAGCAGUUAUUGGAGAAACAUUACCGCUUCUUCAUCGUUUACUCGGGUCAGUUUACUCCUGAUGGCGCACGUGAGCGCGGAUACGCGUCGGAGCAAGCACACACGUAUUUCCUGUCCAUUUUCCAGAGUCUGGCGAGUGUUUUGAGCCGCGAAGGGUCCAAUCUGGCACCGCGUAUCUGUAAGCAGGUGCUGGGAUUGCUGGAUCGGGUUGAUAAAGCCCAGGGACUGUUUGCCUUUACAGGAUUCCAGAGCGAACUGCGCAUGGGAUUCCUCUCGACAUUGAUGAACAUUUUGACGCGCGGCGAGAUGAAUUUGCUGCAGGACGAAGUUAUCCAGUUGCUGCACCGAGUUGCGGCUGUGGACUUUGCCUCGUUCUACCAAGUGUUUCUAAAUGGCUACAUCAAGGAGAUUCUGACGCAACCACAACUUGAGGCAGCGUCCAAGAUGGAAGGCGAGUGCUUGCAGUGGAGCGGCCAAGUUGACCUGCCUACUUUUUCACAGGAAGUAGUUGCCUUUUUGAACGAUCUGAAGGUGAUCAAGGCACAAAACUAGCAGCAAUUAUCGCUGGAUGAAUAGAAAUCCGCCCUUUGUACCUCUUUUUUUGGUUUUAUCGAUACUGGUAUCCGCAAACAUCGAUGACUUUACGAAGUUGCCGCUCUAGCCACGUGGAGACUUGCCGGCAAGCCACUGGCAACGAAAGUUCACCCUGAACCGCUACAGCCCAGA
Molecule: messenger RNA, 3678 nt
Organism: Phytophthora nicotianae INRA-310
Lineage: Eukaryota; Oomycota; Peronosporomycetes; Peronosporales; Peronosporaceae
Exons: 3
Coding region: 55-3504 (1149 amino acids)
Biological process (GO): protein export from nucleus
Molecular function (GO): nuclear export signal receptor activity; small GTPase binding
Source: RefSeq, a predicted model, not a curated record